Puntigrus tetrazona (Sumatra barb) is the source of this 1652-nucleotide messenger RNA. RefSeq names its product kelch domain-containing protein 2-like. Lineage: Eukaryota; Metazoa; Chordata; Actinopteri; Cypriniformes; Cyprinidae. The record is from RefSeq and is a predicted model, not a curated record. Gene Ontology annotation, molecular function: protein binding. The transcript has 14 exons. The coding region runs from base 177 to 1442 and encodes 421 amino acids.
AUUUUACCAGAAGAUAUUUCCGGUGAGGCCUUUCUGCAUUAAAAUUGUUUUAAUUGACGAGAGCUGCGCUUCUUAUGACAAGCUUAUUUCCAUGACUCAUUCGUGUAUCCUACAGAAGCGACAACAUUACCGGUUUUCAUCGUAACAUGCACAUCUCAUACCAGUGACCGUCAGAUAUGGAGGAAGAUCCGGUACCAAACAUGGAAGAUGAGGAUGAUGAAGAAGACUUUGAGUGGGCUGCAGGACAGGAGGAUGAAGAAGCGUUUGACUGGCUUCAGGAGGAGCAGGAGGAUGGGUUUGUGUCCAGAGAUCAUCCGGCUGAGCGCAGCGGUCACAUCGCCGUCACUGACCGCGGCUGCAUGUUCGUUUGGGGAGGAUACAAGAAUGCUGACACCGAAGUGCCUGUAUUCACCGACUUGUAUUUGCCGAAGAACGAAGUCUGGAUAUACAACAUGGAGACGAGAAGAUGGAGAAUGCAGCGCUCGGAGGGCGAGGUGCCCAGCUCGAUGUCGGGCAGCUGUGGCUCGUCUGUGGAUGGUGUUCUCUAUCUGUUCGGUGGACACCAGGCCCGAGGAAACACUAAUCUGGUGUACCGUCUGCCUCUGAGAGCGCCUGAGCUCCGCUGGGAGAAGAUGAGCAAGCUGACAGGCCUGGCGCCGACCUGCAAAGACAAGCUGGGCUGCUGGGUGUACAGAAACCAGCUGGUGUAUUUCGGGGGCUACGGCUAUAUUGCGCAGCCUGGGCACAGAGGGACGUUCGAGCUAGACGAGAACUCCUUCAUGGGCAACCACGCAGGACGAGGCUGGAACAAUCACAUCCACGUUCUGGAUCUGGAGACGUCAGCGUGGAGUCAGCCCAUCACAAAGGGAGCCGCUCCGUCGCCUCGAGCCGCUCACGCCUGUGCCACCGUCGCAAACCGAGGCUAUGUGUUCGGAGGACGCUACAUGGAUCAGCGGCUGAAUGAUCUGUACUGCAUCGACCUGGACACUUGGGAAUGGAGUGAGAUGAGCGUUCCUCAGCACGGUCCAGUCGGCCGCUCGUGGCACUCCUUCACUCCGGUGUCUGCGGAUCACAUCUUUCUGUUUGGUGGCUUCACGACCGACAGAGAGACGCUGAGCGACGCUUGGCUGUACUGCAUCAGUAAGAACGAGUGGAAAGCGCUCAAACACGAGCACACGGAGCGGCCCAGGCUGUGGCACACGGCGUGUUUGGGUCCUGAUGGAGAAGUGUUCGUGUUCGGAGGAUGCGCCAAUAAUCUCCUCUCUCAUCAACAGGCUGCUCACAGCAACGAGUUGCUGGUUUUCACAGUUCAGCCCAAAUCUCUGGUCAGGUUGUGUUUGGAUGCGGCCGUCCUGCACCGGAAGCGUCUGGAGCUGGUGUGGGACGUUCUGCCCAAAGCCCUGCUCCUUCGGCUCAGACAGAGAACCGCCGGAGACUCCUAGAAGACAAUCACAUGACCUGUGCGGAGAAACCAGAGACUUUUCUGACGAGUUAAGUGUCUCAUCUCAUGGAUUGGGAAAGUCGGCGUCAUUUAGGAUUGUAGCAGAAAAAUGAUUUAUUCCACUGGACAAACAAAAACAAUGUCUGAUUUUAUUUAAACAUUUUCAACUUGAUUUAUUAAUAGCUCAUCUGCAUUAAAAACGUCAAACACC